GAGAGGUGUGGUGGGCGUGUUGGGCGUCUCCUGGUUCUUCUUCCUCCUCUUCCUCCUAUACCACCACCACUACAACACUCCCACGACCAGAGUCUUUCUAGUGAGCGACGAUAACUCAAGUUCAAGAUGGACGGAGCAACAGGUGGAGGACGAGGUUGAAGGGUUGAAGAAGGUGCAGAAGGGCGUGACAGAGGAGACACUAGUGAUGAUUGGCAUGAAGGGAGUACAGGAGAAGGGGGAGGAAGAGAAAGGGGGAGUACUACCACAGAAGGACGUGAAGAAGGAAAUUCAGAAAGAACAGAAGAUAAAGGAGGAGAUAUUAUUAAAGCAGGAAGAGGUGCGGAAGGAGGUACUGGAGUAUGAGAACGUGCGGGAAGGGACACUGGAACAGAAGGACGUGCGGAAAGAGAUACAGGAGCGGGAGGAUGUACUGAAGAAGAUAAGGGAGCAAAAGGACGUGAAGGAUGAAUGGAGAGUCAAGCUGGGUAACUCCACCUCGAACGUCAGUGCUGUGGGUCUUGGUCACCAGGAGAAGGACUAUCUUCACUACGACGAGGUGUUCUCUAAUACGACCUGGAUUCAGUGGCCACUCAUGGUCUUCUCAACGGUGGGGCGGCUGGGAAACUGCCUCAACAGCUACGCUACGGCUCUUACCUUCCACGGCCGCUACCCCGCCACCGUCGCCGUCACUGAGUACAUAUUCAAACGCAUCGCCUCAUUAGUGUUUCGUGAACACCUGGAAAUACCUGUUGUGAGUGAGGAACUGUACCUUGACGCACACGACAUGGGGGUGGUCGAGAAGGUUAAGCCUGAUUACCUCAAGAACGAUAUGGUGAGCCAUCUAGUGCCGACCUUCCUCAGGGCUGUCAGCGAGUACCAGCACCACCCUCAGGAGAAGGUCUUCAUCCUGGAAGGUUACCCCAACCGGAUGAGGCUCCUGGCCGGCCAUCACCACACAAUCCGUAACAACUUUAAGAUCCGGCCAGACCUACAGGCAACAGCUUUGUCGUUCCUGAGUCGAGUGAGAGCAAGGAGAGGCAGGAACGUGACCUUCGUGGGUGUUCACGUCAGGCGCGGCGACUACGUACGGUACAUGGAGAGGUUCUACAGGUGCAGUUUACCGGGUCCCCAGUACUACACUGCCGCCCUUCAACACUUCCGCCUCGCCCUGGCCAACCCGGUGUUCGUCGUGUGUUCUGAUGAUCUUCCUCACGCUCGAGAGCACCUAGAUAAACACACUGACGUCAUCUUUUCAGACCUGGCUCGCCCAGAGGAGGACCUGGCUCUGCUGGCGGCAUGUAACCACUCCAUCAUGACAGUUGGCUCCUUCGGGUUCUGGGCAUCUUACCUGACUGGCGGUCACGUCGUCUACCCCCACCUGAAGAAGUGUCCCGUCACGCCUUUCAUCCACCCCGAUACACUAGGUCCUACAGGCUAUGACAACUGGCUAGCCAUCCCUGUUCAGUGAUCCUCCACAUGAAUGUUUAAGAACGCCAAUUCAACUCCAAUACACAGUGUUGUUAUUUGAACGUAAUACAGUAUUAGACUUGUUUGCUUGUUUAGGUUUUGUUAUAUGUUUUCAGAAAAGUUAACUUCCUCUUAACAGUUAGAGAAUAAUUUUUUUUUAUUAAAAGUGAAUUAAUAUCCAACACGACGAACAGAACAUUUAACACACAAGUAUGGUGAUGAUGAACACUUGUUGCUAAUAUGAAUGUUUUUAGAGAUAAGAACAUAAGAAAAAGAAAAAAAGGAGUUUGCAAUAGGCCGGUUGGCCUG
Messenger RNA from Homarus americanus (American lobster), 1776 nucleotides. Its product is annotated as galactoside alpha-(1,2)-fucosyltransferase 2-like. Gene Ontology annotation, molecular function: galactoside 2-alpha-L-fucosyltransferase activity. The transcript has 8 exons. Gene Ontology annotation, biological process: carbohydrate metabolic process. Gene Ontology annotation, cellular component: membrane. The coding region runs from base 206 to 1468 and encodes 420 amino acids. The record is from RefSeq and is a predicted model, not a curated record. NCBI's taxonomy places the organism in Eukaryota, Metazoa, Arthropoda, Malacostraca, Decapoda, Nephropidae.